GUUAUAAUUGUUUGCGUUCUAGUCUGCGCUUAGAUUAGUCUGUGGUUUCCGGUUUCUUUCCGGACGUGGCAAAACUUUCCACAACAAACAAAAUUCUUUAGUUGUACUGUAUGGGAAGUUUCGCAAGCCGAAAGUUUGGAAGUUGACACGGAAUUCGAUUUACUUUUGGCGAAUGUUUUAUUAGUAAAUAAUUAAAAGCAAACAAUAAUUUUAAAGAAGAAAGCAGCUCCUAAGCCAUGUCAAUUAAUACCGAGGAAGUAACAUACGAGGCUUUAGAAACUACAGAUGUUAUUAGCGUAGAAUUGGUGCCUGAACGUAAAGGACUUAUACUGAAGCAUUGUGAAUACUAUGUGAGCUCUCGACGCCAUGGUACCACUGUUACUAGAAGAUACAAUGAAUUUGUGCAGCUAUAUGACGUCCUGUUUGCAAAAUAUCCUUAUCGUGCUGUAUGCUGCUUGCCUCCCAAACGCGUGGUAGUUGGCGGUGGGAGCCCUUUGUUUCUCCAGAGACGAAGGGCAGCUCUGCAACGCUGGUUGACCCUGGUAGCGCGGCACCCCGUGUUAGCCCAUGAUGCGGACCUCAGGACGUUUCUCUGCGAGACAACACCUAGACUGGACAAGCCGAAACAUGAUGAGUUUAUAUUGGCUGGCACACAAGAAGACGAUGCGAGAGAAAUGAGUACAGAUGAGAUGCAGGAAACAUUUGUAUCGGAACAAGAGCAGCUUCGAUUAGCGCAGCUUGGCCUGGGCAGAUUGUUCAAGAUAAUUGAAAAAGUUGAGGGUCGCUGCGAGUCGGAACGCGCAGACAUUAGGGAGCUGGGCGCCGCACUCCACUCUCUCAGCUCACCCUCCGCUGCUGACACCGUGCGCUGGGCGCGCAUGAGAGAGGCCUUGCGAGCGGCUGCCGAAUUAGCAAUGGAAAUGGGGGACCCGCAAGACCUAAUCGAAGACGAGGCCAUGGACCGCACCUUACUCGCUCUGGACGCACUAGGCGCGUACCGGCAGCUUUGCUCGCGCCUCACGCGCGGGCUCCACGCGGAACGCUCUGCCGCUGCCGCCGCCGCACCGCACUCCGCCGCGUCGCACGUGCUGCGGGCCAGGCAUAGAUACGCUCUGAGAUGUGCUGUUGAGGAGGCACGAAUAGCUCGCGCGUACGCCCUGUCCGCUCUAGAGAUCCUCCCAGAACUUCUGCGUACGCAGGGUACAUCGCACGCACGCGUUGCCGCACUGUGGGCCGACUUGCACACAGCUCUAAGGCACCCGCACUCUAAACCUACUCAUAAAUGACUUGCAGUUACAAUUUUAUUGAAUAUCGUUGUACUACACUUUUGUAUGGUUCUUCAAGCAGGAUUUCCUUGAAUUCAAGUGUUGCUCUGUUUAAAGGCGAUGUUUUCCCAUUUACGAUGAGGUGGGCUAUUUGCUUUGACCGUCAA
Messenger RNA from Pararge aegeria (speckled wood butterfly), 1432 nucleotides. Its product is annotated as sorting nexin-8-like. The record is from RefSeq and is a predicted model, not a curated record. Gene Ontology annotation, biological process: retrograde transport, endosome to Golgi. The transcript is spliced from 8 exons. Gene Ontology annotation, molecular function: phosphatidylinositol binding. NCBI's taxonomy places the organism in Eukaryota, Metazoa, Arthropoda, Insecta, Lepidoptera, Nymphalidae. The coding region runs from base 237 to 1286 and encodes 349 amino acids.